CGAUACGCGAUAAUGGCCGGUACCGGAGCGUUAUUGUUUAAAUUAAAAUUUUAAAUUACUACUUAAUUGUAUUCUUUGAUUAUCAGUUAAUGCUUGGUUACCUCUAGAAGUAGUGUAUAGUGUUCUACUUCUGUGUUGUUAAGUGGCUCUGGCUACUGCCGUACUGCCCAUUUACUACUUACUACCUACAAGUAAUAAUGGGCCCAAAACAACUUACUAGUGAUGAAGUGCCCGGCAAGUUUGUUGAGUGGCUAUUGUCAAUGGGAUGUCCUGCUGAAAAGGUCCCGACUUUGGAAGCUAUUUCCGAGAUGUGCAAAGGCCAAUACUAUAUGGUUUGGAGGAGUUUGAUGGAGCGUGUGCAGUCCAAGCAUAUUAUACGAGAAAAAAAGCUCCAGGUAUUCUGUGACGACAUCAGAUUGUGUAAGCAGCGGAGUCCGUUCAGUGAGAAAAACAGUGCAGUUAUUGAACCACUGCAGCUAACUGUGUGGAACCAGCAAACAGAACUAAAAAAGAAUGUCGCUAAUGCUGAGAAGAGACUGAACGAAGCGCACAAGGAUUUGAACGUGUUAAUUGAUAAAGUGUCAGUUCGAUUGGCCCAAAAGAACAUGUUUUCUCAACGAAUACAGGAUUUAAAGAGACGUGUCUGGGUACUGCGGCAUUUGAAGUUGGAAAUAAAAAUAAAGAAGGCGCAUGUCGACGAAGCAAAAGAUGUGGCUAAUAAACUAACCGAGAGCUAUCAUGCGGAUGAUGUUCAGAGUAAAAUAGAUAAAUGCGUUGCACUUAUGUCUAAGACGCAACCCAUUUAUAUAGAUGGAAAGACUUCACCAGUGUUUGACAUGCAACCUGAAGCAGUUAAUGCCCUAUCGGACUUGGUGAAGUGUCAUGGUUACCUUGUAUGGCCCAAGUUGAUGGAGAUGCGGUCUAAAUUGGUUGCUUCAAUGGCCGCAACAAACUCCGCUUUUAGGCCGAGGCCUAUAAGGAGACCCUACAAAGCGAUCGUGGCUGACACAGCUGCCCUGCACUCCAACUUAGCACUGGAGAUAGUGAAGGAUAGGACCCACAUCAAGCAGACCCGGAAGAAAAUCCAAGCUGCUAUCCGAUCUCAUAAUGCUUCAUUAUCCGGUGAGGCUUGCGAGUUGUUCGUGCUGCAGUGUGAAAGAGCCCGUGCCGAAGCUAAAGUUAGGACACUUAGAUCGUUGCUAGAAGAACUCCGGGCGGCGACAGGACCUUUUCAGUGCAACGGUGAAGAAUCGCCGGCCAGUAAUGCUGACAUGCUAAUGAGAGUCUCCUCGGCAGAUAGAGAAAUCGCUUGUUUAAAAGACGACGUUGAGAACACAGUGAAAUCAUUGGCUCAGAUAGAGUGCAAUUUGUACAACAUGAAGGACUGUCUUGAAUUAGCUUUCAAGGGCUCUCCUCACGAUGAUGUAAUCAGUAUUGGACGGUACAAAGAUGUGCCGGUGAACGUCAUACGGAGUAUCAUUUCUUCUCAUCGCAAAUUCUACGCAGAUGGUGCCCGUAAUAAAAACAGUAUCAGUCUAGAACUGAACACAUCUGACGAACUUCUUCGUUCUGGUACUCCAUGGCGUUUAGAGCAAGCCGUAGUCUCUAAAACUGACUAUUAAUUAUAAUCCAGCGGAUUAAGAUCGGGACUAGACGACGGCAACUCUUCAGCUCUGAUGAAGUCCGAAACGUUCGUUUCCAUCCAGCACUGCGUAGACCGAGCUUUAAGACCCGGCGCCGUGUGUUGCUGGAAGGACCAUUCUUGGUUAUUGAACAUAGUGUUGUUAAGGGGCUUCACUACCUUCUCAAGAAUGGCAUCUUGAUACACUUGUGCCGAUGUUUUGAUACCUUUUUCACGUAAAUAUGGCUCAGUCACUCCUUCAUUGCAAAUAAUAACCCACCAAACCGUCACUGAAGUCGGAUAGUGCCCACGUUGCACUCUGUCGACUAAUUGGGCAGCUGCCUUGAGCAUAAAUACAUGUCAGGUCAUUUUGUUUGUUAAAAUGUUGUUUAAUCGUAAAAAUAUUGUCCAUUCGUAAACAGUUUUUUUCUGUGACCUCCCUUUGCGUACCUACCGCUUCAGUAGUUGUUUCGAUUUUACCAUGCUAUUCUUAUUUAAAUUAUCAGUUAAGAAAUGACCAGUACGUCUCUUAUAGGCUGCAAGUCCUAAGUCAUCUUUUAAAAUACGCGACAUGGUUCUAGGUGCUAUCUUCAUCUCCCGAGAUAAGGUAAAUCUUUUGCUUUCGGACAAGAUUUCUUCGAAUUCUUAACCUUACUGCUUUGCCCACCUUUUUCGUACGAACACUACGUGGACGGCCAGAUCUUUUUCUGUCACAAACAGAGGAGGUCUCAUUGUAUCUAUUAAAAGGUACACAAACAUUUUACUAAUACCAAGCAUAUGGAGAGUUUUAAAAAUUGCAUUUGGCUUUAUACCUACUUUGUGUAAUGCAAUCACAGCGAUUUGGUUCUCUUUAUCACCUCACUGCAUUUUAAUAUCGCAAAAUAUUGUACAAUUAAAUGAGAAAACUCAAUGAACAAUCAUAUAAAAAUGACAGAUUCCAAAUUCAAAUAAAAAAUUUUGAUUAUUUUUAAUGGU
Messenger RNA from Leptidea sinapis, 2596 nucleotides. RefSeq lists its product as uncharacterized. NCBI's taxonomy places the organism in Eukaryota, Metazoa, Arthropoda, Insecta, Lepidoptera, Pieridae. The record is from RefSeq and is a predicted model, not a curated record. The transcript has 12 exons. The coding region runs from base 198 to 1622 and encodes 474 amino acids.